Molecule: messenger RNA, 2713 nt
Organism: Geodia barretti
Lineage: Eukaryota; Metazoa; Porifera; Demospongiae; Tetractinellida; Geodiidae
Source: the annotation of a GenBank genome assembly
GAACUCCACUGGAUCUCCAUUCAGACUGGAGUUGUAGCCAUCAGGAAUGAUGUACGGCUGAUAUCGAUCUGUUGAUCAGCGACAAAAUAGCGGCUAUCCCUCGAUCGCCAUGGCAAAUAGUGGUCACUAACCUGCACGAACAAGAGGAAUAACCGAUAUUGCAAAAACGACGAGGAACUGGAGGAACUGGAGGAACCUGAGGAACCCAAGGAACCAGAGGACCGACAUCUCGAUCAGAAAUCUAGCACCACCGCACCCCCAUCCUCGCUUUAUUUGAGCAAUGGCGCACGCGCUAAUUGGCGCAUUUUCUGCGGUUGGCUCGUCAUGUCGAUGCGAGAUGGCGUAGUGAAUGAGUCUGUUGAAGUGUUGCAGUGUUCCUAACGAGUCUGGUAACUUCUCUAUCUGAAUAUCAUGAGCUAAAGAAUACAGUAAAGAUGUACACAAGAACACAGAAGCGCCGAAACGAGAGAAAAAGAGCAGAAGAUCGGCACUGCAUAUACCGUAAUGAUUCUAAACGCGCAAAAUUCGCACGAAAUAUUGAACUGCUCGGGCUCGAUCUCUCCGCCAAUGCAAGUCGUCAACAGACUCGCGAAGAUGCACGUCCUACGUCGCGCCCUGUGUGGAUUGAUGCUUCUUUUCUCUAUUAAUGCAGAUCGAUAUCAGCCGUACAUCAUUCCUGAUGGCUACAACUCCAGUCUGAAUGGAGAUCCAGUGGAGUUCAUGUGCGAGGCUCCGAAUGAUACAUAUAAUUUUUUAUGGGAUAUUAAUGGGAAGACUAUUCAAGAAAUUGGACUAGAACUUCUAGCAGAAAGAGGGAUAGUAUCCGACUACAUGUUGGUCAGAGAAGAUAACAGAUCUUUCACUGUCAUUGGUAUCGACCCAAGAGUCGAAAAUAACAAUACAAGAAUCUUUUGUGUAGCACAGUUCUCUGACACUGCUCCCCUGACAAGUGCUGCAGUUACUUUCAGGAUUCAAGGUCUGCUUGAUCCACCAACUGCUCUGGAGAUAGUUCACCACAAUGCCACCCACCAAGUGCUGCGGUGGACUCCUCCCUUCACUCUGGACCUGACGGCCUACGAGGAUGACAUCACUGGCUAUUCAGUGACACUAGAGAUGGAGAGUCCUCCCCCUCGCGACCCCUACGACCUCUCCGUCUCCAGAGACCUCCUGGACUCCACCACCAACUUCACCUGGAGUCUGUCUGGCACCUCCACAGAGUUCUUCUUCCCUCGCUAUGCCUUCCCCGUGUGGCUGAGUGUGAGAGCUGAGAACCCAGUGGGUCUCGGAGCUCCCUCUCCUCUCCUCCACUACUCUCCCCCCACCUCCACUGGGGAUUGUACCAGACUGAAAGAUUUGGUGUCAGAUAGAUCUAUUGAGAGUAAAGUGAAAUUCAACAACUCAACUUUGACACCCACAGUGGAGAUAUUGCUAUAUCGAGUACAAAGCAAGAAUGAUGUGUGUAUUGAUAGUGUGAUGGUGACAUUGUCAGCAGGAAAUGACACAGGCAGUACAAGUAGAAGUGGUAGUGGAGGGGAAAAGACUGGAGGGACUAGUCAGGAGGUACUGAUGCCAGUAGUAAGAGAGACAGAGAUCAUUGUGGUCCUGGAACCACACCUCCUAGACCCCCACACCCACUACACUGCCACCCUCUCCCUCCAACAGCAACACUUCUCCACAGCACACUUCUCCACCCACCAUGUCCAGAAAGUGACAGUGAAGGAGGAGGAGGGAAAUGGACUGGUGGUGGAGUGUGUGUUUGCAGAAGGUUCCCCUCACAACACCACAUGUACAGUGGUGGUGGAGGGAGAGGGGGGACGGUGGGUGGAGACUUUCAGAGGACCUCUAGCAUUCCCCCACCUCUCCACUGGGACCUACACUGUGACAGUCUAUGAUGGAGAGAUGGAGGACCAGGAGCCUGCUGUGGUGACAGUAGCAGAGGUCUCUGGAGUUUCUCCCAGCACUACAUCAACACCUACCUUCACCUCAGAUGGCACUACCCUAAACCCAGCUGUGGCUGAUCACAGCAAGAGUGGCAGAGCCAGUACAGACGUGGUUGCUCUGUCAGUUGGCAUGGCUGCUUUGUUUGUUGCUCUGACGAGCAUUUUGGGUGUAACAGUACUUUGUCUCUUUCGGCGCAUGAAAUCCAAAGUUAUCGCUACUUCUGCCAGUAAUGUAAUAUAUGACGAAGUUCUGCCUGUCAUUGUAUUGGAGACUAAUGCUGCAUAUGCCACCACUUCUGCUAUAACUACUGCUCCCAAUGCUGCAUAUGCCACCACAGCAACAGGCAGAGUAAACAAUGAUGAGGAAUAUGAGACUAUUAGCUAAAAGUGUUAUGUAAUUACGUGCUGAAAUUGCCGACUUGGCACAAGAUCCUGGUUUAGAUGUGUAUAUUUUCAUAAUGAAUGUGCAGAUGAUCAAAAAUGAUUCAACAACAUAAAAAUUUUGCCCUAACUGGUCUAAACGGUGGUAGUUUGUGGUGAUGUCUUAUUAGUUUCUUUCAGUUUAGGCUGUGGCUCUUCUCUUGUAAAUGACCCAGUUCCAUUUGCCAUUCCCUCAGCUAUUUCUGUACACAGAAAGUGUCAUUCUGUAACAUUGCAACUUCACGUGAUGUACAACAUUUAUGUACAUACAAACACACAGUACCCACACUUAUGGUAGUUUUAGUGUUGGUUAAGGUAUCAUUAGCACAUGUGACAAUAAACAAAAGCCACAC